This is a messenger RNA of Mytilus trossulus (common blue mussel), 1509 nucleotides long. Its product is annotated as glycoprotein endo-alpha-1,2-mannosidase-like. The transcript has 3 exons. Bases 38 to 1405 code for a protein of 455 amino acids. Gene Ontology annotation, molecular function: alpha-mannosidase activity. The record is from RefSeq and is a predicted model, not a curated record. NCBI's taxonomy places the organism in Eukaryota, Metazoa, Mollusca, Bivalvia, Mytilida, Mytilidae. Gene Ontology annotation, cellular component: Golgi apparatus.
UAGAGAGAAUAGAAUUAGUUGAAAACCAACAAAAGCAAUGAAAAUAUUAACAUGUAGAUGGAGGAAACAGUUUCUUGUUUUCUUGCUAUUGGCAUGUGUAUUGUAUAUUCUGAUUGGUCUGUUUAUAGUUUCUAAGUUUCCAAAGGAGGAGUCAACUCAAAACUCAUUAAGUUUCAGAUAUGCAGAUUCACUUGAUAUAAAUGCAAGGCCUAAACAGCUCGUAAAUGAAACACCACAAGGCAAUUCAAAACUCUCUAAAUUUCAAAAUGUGGAAGAGGAUUCUACAGAAAAUCAUAUAAAUGACAAUAACUUAAUCAUUCGUGUAGAAUCCAAACUGAGUUAUAAUGUGCAUAUAUUCUACUAUCCAUGGUAUGGAAAUCCAGAUCAUGAUGAAAAAUAUUAUCACUGGAAUCACCCAUAUUUACCGCACUGGAAUAAAGAUGAGGCUAAAAAAUACCAGACAGGAACACAUGUGCCCCCUGAUGAUAUAGGAGCUAACUUCUACCCUCAACUAGGACCAUACAGCUCCAGUGAUCCUAAUGUCAUUCAUAAACAUAUGGCUCAGAUGCAGAAGGCAGGAGUUGGUGUAUGUGUUGUAUCAUGGUAUCCAAGUGGACAAGCAGACAAUGAGGGCAAAGAACCAGAUUCAUUGAUACCAGAAUUAUUGGAUAUUUCAGCUCUUUAUAGAAUUAAGAUUGCUUUCCAUAUAGAGCCAUAUAAAGGCAGGUCACCAGAGACAUGGAGAGACAAUAUUAAGUAUAUUCUAGACAAAUAUGGAGACCAUGAGUCAUUCUAUAGACAUUAUGACAAAAUGAAAAAGAAACAUUUACCUGUAUAUUAUAUCUACGAUUCUUAUAACAUUCCACCUGGCAACUGGGCACAAAUAUUCCAAUCUAAUGGUGCUAUAACUGUGAGAAAUACAGAAUUGGAUGGUAUAUUUAUAGGACUUUUUGUUGAAAGACAACAUAAAUCAGAUCUAAUUAAAGCAGGCUUUGAUGGAUUUUAUUCAUACUUUGCAACAGAUAGAUUCUCUUAUGGUAGUACAUGGGGUCAUUGGAGAGAAAUCAUGAAAUAUGCCAAAGAAAGAAAUAAAAUCUUUAUACCAAGCAUUGGGCCAGGGUAUAUUGACACAAGGAUAAGACCAUGGAAUGCCAAAAAUAUUAGAAAUAGAGACAAUGGUUCAUAUUAUAUGUCCGCGUCAAAAUUUGCAUGUGACUUAUAUCCAGAGUUUUUAUCCAUAACAUCUUUCAAUGAAUGGCACGAAGGGACACAGAUUGAACCAGCCACAAAGAAAAAAGUUGAAGAAGACCUUUACUACUUAGAUUAUGGCUCACAAGGGCCUUUAUAUUAUCUCCAAUUGACUAGAAAAAUUGUUGAUACCUUUUUAGGUUUGAGAAGAAAAUAAACAACAACUUUUGUUCAGACUUGUACAUUCAUAAAUAAUUCAAAGUUCUAGGUUCAUAACAUAACAUUAUUAGUGAUAAAUCAAAAUCUUGCAUCAAUGUAAAU